UGACCGAGUGACGUCGAAGCGGGACUCCAUAUUUUCUCAGCUUGAAGAAUCAUCAUCGGUCGUCGCGUCGUCCACCGGAAGACAGAACCAGACCACCCGAUGACGCUCCACCUCGAUCUCUUCACCCUCUCUCUCUCCUCCAUCCCCUUCCUCCUCUUCUUCUUCCUCCGCCUCCUCCGCCGGCGCUCCGCCUCCCGCCGCCGCCCCUCUCCCGGUGGUCCCGCCGAAACCCCAUGCCCGGAGUCCCACCCCAUCGUCGGCAACCUCGUCGGCUUCCUCCGCAACCGCCACCGCUUCCACGACUGGGUCGCCGACAUGCUGUCGCGGACCCCGUCGUCGACCCUCCGGGUCAACAGCUUCCUCGGCCUCUCCCGCGGGGUCUGCACCUCCAACCCCCUCAACCUCCAGCACCUCCUCUCCUCCAGCUUCCCCAACUACGUCAAGGGCUCCCGCUACCACGCCGUCCUCCGCGAGCUCCUCGGCGACGGCAUCUUCGCCGUCGACGGCCACCUCUGGUCCCUCCAGCGCAAGAUCGCCAGCCACGAGUUCACCACCAGGUCGCUCAAGCACUUCAUCUCGGAGACCGUCGGCCGCGAGAUCUCCGACCGCCUCCUCCCCUUCCUCUCCAGGGCCUGCGACGAGGGCAGAGUCGUCGACCUCCAGGAGGCGUUGCAGAGAUUCGCCUUCGACAACAUCUGCAGCGUCGCGUUCGGUGUCGAUCCUAACUGUUUCGCCGCGGAGGAAGCAUCGGAGGAGAUCUCCGGCCGCAAUUCGAAUUUCGUCAAGGCCUUCGACGAGGCGGUCGAGAACUGCUCGUCGCGGUUCAUGUCGCCCUUGCCUGCCCUGUGGAAAUUGAAGCGAUUCUUCAAUCUCGGGUCGGAGAAACGAUUCAGAUCGAACAUAAGAGUGAUCAACGAGUUCGCCAUGGACAUCAUCAAAUCGAAAGAGGAACAAAUCGAAUCGGCGGCGACCGGACGAGAGAACGGCGACGAGAGGAGCCGCGAUCGAGAUCUGCUGUCGAGGUUCAUGUCAUCGAGCGCCGAUCUGGAGUUCCGAAACCUGGAGGAGAAGAGGAAGUUCCUGCGAGACAUCGUCAUAAGCUUCGUUCUCGCGGGCAAGGACUCGACGUCGACGGCGUUGACCUGGUUCUUCUGGCUGAUCGCCGCGCACCCGUUGUGCGAGCGCAAAAUCCUCAAAGAACUAUCGGCGGCGACGGCGGCGUCGACCACGUCGGGGGUGAAGAUCUUCAGCUACGACGAGCUGAAGAGCCUCCACUACCUGCACGCGGCUGUGACUGAGUCCAUGCGGCUGUUCCCGCCGGUGCCGAUCAACUCGAGGUUGACGGUGGACGACGACGUGCUGCCCGACGGGACCCACGUGGGGAAGGGGUGGUUCGCCGACUACUCGGCCUACGCGAUGGGGAGGAGCGAGGAGGUGUGGGGCCCGGAGUGCAGGGAGUUCAAGCCCGGGAGGUGGUUGGAGGGCGAUGGCGGCGGCGACGGCCACGACGGCGAUCGUCAAGACGGGCGCUUUAGGCCGGCCGACCAGUGGAAGUACCCGGUGUUCCACUGUGGGCCCCGAAUGUGCCUGGGGAAGGAGAUGGCGUACGUGCAGAUGAAGUCCGUGGCAGCCGCCGUGAUGGCGGAGUUCGAGGUUUUACCGGCGGCGGACGGAGGCGAGAGAGGGAGGAGGAGGAUGGUGGACCCGCAGUACACGCUGUCGUUGGUCCUCAAGCUGAGGGGAGGAUUGCCCGUUCGGCUGAGGAGGAGGAGAGAUUAAUUAGAAGGAAGACAUUCCACGAAGACUACGAGACAUUCUAUGAUCACUUUCAAUCAUCUGUAUAUGUAUAGAUCUUAGUUUUUGUACCAUAUUUAGAUUAUUAGUUUCAACCGUGUAUAGGCUCUAUAUGUAUCAAAUUUAUGUAGUUGUUUCUAUUUUCUACAUUUUU
Molecule: messenger RNA, 1948 nt
Organism: Syzygium oleosum
Lineage: Eukaryota; Viridiplantae; Streptophyta; Magnoliopsida; Myrtales; Myrtaceae
Product: cytochrome P450 94A2-like
Exons: 1
Coding region: 100-1779 (559 amino acids)
Molecular function (GO): iron ion binding; monooxygenase activity; heme binding
Source: RefSeq, a predicted model, not a curated record